UUCGAUUAUGGGUGAAUCCACCUUUUGAGUCAGCCUUUCUUGCAGCCUCAGCGGUCAUGUCCGCUGAUCGGCUAUGGGCACAAGGAAUUCUGGAAUACCUGCCAGAAGUCCAGAAGAAUCAACAAAGCACUGCUGGCUUGGACUCGUUUGAGGCCUCUGUGUCCCGUGGCAACCGAGAGGGAUCGUCCAGGAGAUGCAGAUACACUAGAAGGCAAACUUAUUUGGACUGAGUCAACCUCAUUGUACGUUCCAUCAGAUUUCUGGUGGUAAAAGAGAGUUGACCAGAAUGAUAUAGCCCAAUGGGAAUCCAGGCUGGUCAUGCAAGUGGACGUCUAAGGAAUCUGGACGCCAGCGACCCCCAACGAGUGUUCUUCUUGGCCACCAAGCUCUAUCAUGCAGGGCGCCACCAAGAAGCCGAGUCAUGCUACUACAAGGUGCUAGACAUGCUUCCAGAGAGUGGCCAUGGCUACCUUGAGCUGGUGCUUUUCUUGGAGUCUACUGGCAGGCGGGAGGAAGCUCGAGAAGUGGCACAGCGUGCGAUUGAACGUGGUGCCCUUUGGGCCAAUGAGUGGCAACGAUGCCCGAUCUUCGUGUCAGGUUUGACCUCGAAGCCCUGGUGGUCUCGGGAGGAGUUCCCUUGGGCCAACGAGCUGGAAGGCGCCUUUCCGGAGAUCAAGGCUGAAGUGGAGGGCUUGCUAAGUGGCACGGGCAUGCCUAAGAGCUGGCUUCCAGUGGGGCAAGAACGCGCCUCACAAGAUGGUGACAUCAUUGCCCCCGGCGGUGAGUGGCGGGAGUUCUUGCUGUACUCGGCGCAAGAUCAGAGUCCCGCUACAGCCAACCCCGAGGUGCUGAAGGCCUUUCCGAAGACCUGUGAGCUGCUGGAGAACUUGCUGCCUGGCGCAGUGGCCAUGGCAAAGUUUGGGGUGGGGGAGAUCAUCCUCUCAGCCAUCGCACCGGGAACGAAGCUCACGCCUCAUUGCGCCUCCAGCAAUGUCCGGCUGACCUGCCACUUGGGUGUGAUCUGCCCAGAAGGGGCUCGAGUACGUGUGGGCCCGACCUGGGGCACCUGGGAGGAAGGGAGAUGCAUUUUCUUUGACGACAGCUACGAGCACGAGGUUGUCAAUGAUGCUGAUGGAGUACGGAUUGUGCUCCUAAUCCGCUUUUGGCAUCCAGAGCUCCCCUCUGAACGCUGGAGAGAUACUCUUGACGCAGGGAUGGAGGACUAUGCUGCCAUGAUGCGGCGGCGUGUGUCGCCGCCAGCAAACCCGGCCGUAGUCAAGCUGUGUGAGGAGCUGGCUGCGAGCUCGCUUCAGGUGAACCCAGCACCGGUGCCUGCAGCAGAGCGGCUGCUGAAAGCGGACGCGCCUGACUUCGCUGUUGGAGCUGAAAGUGAUUUGGGUUUGCUUGAUGUGCCGGAUGAUCUCUACUGAAUAGUAAGUGGCCAGAGAAGUGAAAAAA
Messenger RNA from Durusdinium trenchii, 1458 nucleotides. The record is from the annotation of a GenBank genome assembly. NCBI's taxonomy places the organism in Eukaryota, Dinophyceae, Suessiales, Symbiodiniaceae.